Messenger RNA from Trifolium pratense (red clover), 1290 nucleotides. RefSeq names its product long-chain-alcohol oxidase FAO4A-like. Lineage: Eukaryota; Viridiplantae; Streptophyta; Magnoliopsida; Fabales; Fabaceae. The record is from RefSeq and is a predicted model, not a curated record. The coding region runs from base 1 to 1290 and encodes 429 amino acids. Gene Ontology annotation, molecular function: oxidoreductase activity, acting on CH-OH group of donors; flavin adenine dinucleotide binding. The transcript is spliced from 2 exons.
AUGGAAUUCUUGUCACAACACAUUAUAAAGAAUAUUGAUGACGGGCUUUGGAAACUUGUGAGACUCUCUAGGAAUGGUCAUCCUCUCUCGCGUCUUUUCUUUACUGAUGAUGUUCUUCUCUUUGCUAAAGAAACUAAGUCCCAAGCUUUGAAUAUUGAUUCUAUGCUUAAGCAAUUUGCUAAAUAUUUUGGAUUGAAGGUUAACGCUACAAAUCCAAGGUUUUCUUCUACUCGGAGAGGAAAAAUAUCCUCCAUUGUUGCUAGUACAGGUAUUAGCCGCACUCAUUCUAUUGAAAAAUAUCUAGGCUUUCCUAUGUUAUAUGAUAGGCUUCAAAGAAGAGAUUUUUCUUUUGUGGAAGAGAAAAUUAGUAAGAGCCUUGCUAGCUGGCAGCACAAGUUGCUUAAUAAGGCUGGUCGAAUGACUUUGGUUAAAUCUGUAUUAAACUCUAUUCCUAAUUACUACAUGCAAUUGGUAGCCUGUGGGGCACUAAGUACUCCGCCGUUACUCGAAAGAAGUGGUUUGAAAAAUAAAAACAUAGGGAGAAACUUGCAUCUUUAUCCCGUCACAAUGGCUUCGGGCUACUUCCCUAUUGCACCUGAGUUGUGGCCAGAGGAGCAUAAGAAAAGCUAUGAAGGAGGGAUUAUGACAGCAAUGUCCACAGUUGCUACAGACUUUAACAAAUCUGGAUAUGGUGCGGUGAUUCAAACACCUUCAUCGCAUCCAGGCUUAUUCUCGAUUCUAAUGCCGUGGAAUUCUGGAACAGAUAUAAAAGAUCGAAUGCACAAGUUUUCGAGGACAGCUCAUGUGUUUGCUCUGGCAAGGGAUCAAGCAUCGGGAACUGUGGUGGAUUCACCUAACCGUAUAAGUUAUCAAAUGAAAGAUGUAGACAAAGAUAACUUAAGCAAAGGAAUUGAGAAGGUGCUUAGAACAAUGGCAGCAGCCGGAGCCGAAGAAAAUGGGACGCAUAAUAAUAAGGGAAGGAGCUUAAAGGUUAAGGAAGUGAGCUAUCAUGAAUUUGAGAAAUUUGUUAAUGAAGAAAGCUCAAUGUCAUUUACUGACCUUUCGACACCAGUAUGCUCCGCACAUCAGAUGGGAAGCUGUCGUAUGGGUAAUAACCCAAAGGAAUCGGUUGUGAACCAAAUGGGAGAAACAUGGGAAGUUAAGGGUCUUUAUCUUGCAGAUUCAAGUGUUUUUCCCACAGCUUUGGGUGUGAAUCCGAUGGUCACAAUUCAGGCUAUUGCAUAUUGCACGACGCAACAUGUUCUUGAAGUUCUCAAAAGGAAAAGAUGA